CUGUGCUGGAGACAUUUUGGAUUUAAAGGGGCUGAGCUAGCCGUCAGUCCCAGCUCUCGGUUUCCCUGAGCUACAUAAAAGAUGUCGACCAUGGUGUAUCCACGGGAAGAGAAGCUUGAGAAGCUCUCUCAGGAAGAGAUCAUCUCCAACACGAAGCUGGUGAUCCAGGGUCUGGAGGCCCUGAAGAACGAGCACAACUCCAUCCUCCACAGCCUGCUGGAGACCAUCAAGUGCCUAAAGAAGGAUGAAGAGGCCAACCUGGUGCAUGAGAAGUCCAACCUGCUCCGCAAGUCAGUGGAGAUGAUUGAACUGGGCCUGGGAGAAGCACAGGUGAUGAUGGCCCUGUCCAACCACCUGAACGCCGUGGAGUCUGAGAAGCAGAAGCUGCGCGCUCAGGUGAGGAGGCUUUGCCAGGAGAACCAGUGGCUGCGGGACGAGCUGGCUAACACCCAGCAGAAGCUGCAGAAGAGUGAGCAGAAUGUGGCCCAGCUGGAGGAAGAGAAGAAGCACCUGGAGUUCAUGAACCAGCUCAAAAAGUAUGAUGAAGACGUCUCACCCACUCAGGAGGAAAAGGACAGAGAAACACCGAAGGACUCCCUGGAUGACCUCUUCCCCAAUGAUGAGGAGGAGCAUGGCCAAGGAAUGCAGCACCAACACAACAGUGCGGCCGUCGCUGCAGCCCAGCAGGGAGGCUAUGAGAUCCCAGCUCGUCUGAGAACUCUGCACAAUCUGGUGAUCCAGUAUGCCUCCCAGGGCAGGUACGAAGUAGCCGUGCCCCUCUGCAAGCAAGCUUUGGAGGAUCUGGAGAAAACCUCUGGACACGACCACCCUGACGUGGCCACCAUGCUCAACAUCCUGGCUUUGGUCUAUAGGGAUCAGAACAAAUACAAAGAGGCCGCUCAUCUCCUCAAUGAUGCUCUGUCCAUCCGGGAGAAAACCCUGGGCAAAGACCAUCCUGCUGUUGCUGCGACGCUCAACAACUUGGCCGUGCUGUACGGAAAGAGAGGGAAGUACAAGGAGGCCGAACCUCUGUGUAAGAGGGCUCUGGAGAUCAGAGAAAAGGUCCUGGGGAAGGACCAUCCAGAUGUGGCCAAACAGCUGAACAACCUGGCUCUGCUGUGCCAGAAUCAGGGCAAGUACGAGGAGGUGGAGUACUACUACUGCCGCGCCCUGGAGAUCUACGAGUGCAGGCUGGGCCCAGAUGAUCCUAAUGUGGCCAAAACCAAGAACAACCUGGCUUCCUGCUUUCUCAAACAGGGGAAAUACAAGGAGGCUGAGAUUCUGUACAAAGAGAUUCUGACUCGUGCUCACGAGAAAGAGUUUGGAUCUGUUGAUGCUGAAAACAAGCCCAUCUGGAUGCACGCAGAGGAGAGAGAGGAGAUGAGCAAGGGCAAGCACAGAGACAACACGCCAUACGGAGAGUACGGUGGCUGGUACAAGGCCUGCAAAGUCAACAGCCCUACAGUGAACACCACUCUGAGGAACCUGGGGGCUCUGUACCGCCGACAGGGCAAACUAGAGGCCGCUGAGACUCUGGAGGAGUGCGCCGUGAGGUCUCGCAAGCAGGGCAUCGACCCCAUUCACCAGACACGUGUGGUGGAGAUCCUGAAAGACGGAGACGGCGAAAGACGGAGGAGCCGGGACAGCCUGUCCAGCGUUAAGUAUGAGAGCGGCUCUGAGACCGGCGAGGAAGUGAGUAUGGGCGUGGAAUGGAACGGGGACGGCAGCGGAGCCCUCCAACGUGCCGGCUCUCUGGGGAAGCUCCGGGACGUUUUGCGUCGUAGCAGCGAGAUGCUGGUGAAGAAACUGCAGGGCAACGGACCGCCUGAGCCUCGCAACACCAACAUGAAGCGAGCUGCUUCCUUGAAUUAUCUCAACAGGACCAGUGAUGACCCGUUCCAGACUCGAGGUAGCGGUAACUUCAGGGAUAGCCGGGGCUUGAGCUCCAGCACCGUGGAUCUGUACUCUGGAAACUGAGACCUGAGACCUCCACUACUUGCUGCGUUCUCCCACCCAAAGAUGCUCCUGCUCCUUCGGCUCGUUUUCUGAGCCACAGCGAUCACCAACAACAUUUCCAGACAGCGUUAGCCUGCCACAUACACACAUUCUCUCCCUGUUAACAUUUACACCCAAAGAUCUUCCUCCAAAAUUCAGAUCCAAAGACAUUUUCAGUCGUCAAACCAUAUUCUUUAGAACACUGGGUUUGUUUUUUUUAAAUUCAGGCUGUUGCUCUCGGUCUUCCGGUAACAGAUCGCUGUGUCUUCUCCCUGAUCAAUAAUACUAAUAUUGGCGUCACCUUGGUGCCUCCAUAAUGUGGCCAAGUGAGCAAAUACCUCAUGUCUUUUUUUCUUCCCUCAUUUGUAAUCACUGUGACUCUGCACUUUCACUCACUAGUGGAAUCGGUUGCCAUGACGCCACCUGUGCUGGUAUUUUUUUUCUCCCCUCACGUUGUUUCAGUUUGAGAUAUUUGUCCUCCUCAAAUUCAUUUAGUCUUCCUGUGCCAUCCGUUGUUUUAUUAGUGCUGAUUAGAUUUCUGUUUUCUACAUGUAAAAAAAAAAAAAACAGCUUUGUAGAUUUUUUUUUUUUUGUCUCCUGAAAUAGAAAUAAGUCAGAUAAAUAAACAGAUAUGUUUGGUUUGAAGUGAUGUUAUGUAAAGUUGACAUGAUUACACUGUUAAAAACAAAAUCAUUUUUAUUUUCAUUUUAAUGGUAAUCGUACAUUUUGCCUGUUGAGAUUUGUUUAAGGAUGCGGGGCUGUUGGUUAAAGCUUUGGGAUACAGGGUGAAUGUUUCUCCUGCUGACAUGAUUUUUGGAAGUCAUGUGACUCGUUAACGUUUUUUGUCGGAAAAGGCAUUUGAAAUAGAAAUAGGCUGCUACUGUUCAUCUCUGUCGCUGAUCUUCUCCUCCGGUGCAGGGAAAAGAAAUUGCUUGAAACACACAACCAUGAAAAUGUUUGUUUUUUAAUUGUGUAUA
Messenger RNA from Scomber japonicus (chub mackerel), 2972 nucleotides. It is a transcript of the gene klc1b, whose product is annotated as kinesin light chain 1b. Gene Ontology annotation, biological process: microtubule-based movement. Gene Ontology annotation, molecular function: kinesin binding. The coding region runs from base 82 to 1977 and encodes 631 amino acids. The transcript has 16 exons. Gene Ontology annotation, cellular component: membrane-bounded organelle; cytoplasm; kinesin complex. Lineage: Eukaryota; Metazoa; Chordata; Actinopteri; Scombriformes; Scombridae. The record is from RefSeq and is a predicted model, not a curated record.